CCUGAACCUGCCAUGUCAACGUCACCUCCUCCAGCCAAUGUCACCGACAUGGACGUCGACAAGCUCUCUCCAGUCGACAAGCACUCCGUAGUCGACAAGCCAGACGCAAAAGUCAUCAUCAUCACAAAUUUGACACGCAACGUCGUCGAAUCUCACCUCAAAACUGUUUUUGGUUUCUACGGCGAAAUCAUCAAAACUGACCUACCACUCUUUGGAAAAUCCGGCCAAAACAGAGGGAAAGCAGCCUUGGAAUUUGCAGACCCUCCCUCAGCUCACAAAGCUGCCUCUCACAUGAAUGGUGGUCAGCUAGACGGCGCCAUCCUUCAAGUCUCACUCUCGGACUUGCCUGUCCGCAGCCGUUCGCGUUCCCCUCGCCGUGUUCCUCCCCCACGCAACGCCCGCGACAGACCUCGAUCCAUCUCCCGCUCUCGUUCUCGCUCACGCACACGCUCUCGUUCACCACCACUGGCCUACAGAAGAAGGCCCGAUGGACAUCCACCAAGGGACUCUUUCAGAGGAAGAGGGUUUGGUCGGAGAGGCGGUCCACCAGGGCGCGACCGCGAUAUGUACAGGCGUGGGCGUUCCCGUAGCCGCUCGCGUUCCCGCUCCCCUGUUCGUCGUGUUGCAGGAGAGAGACCGCCGCUACCUAGGAGGCGUUCUCCCAGCUACUCUCGUGGAGGCUAUGGUCGUGCCCGCAGGUCCAGGUCCCGAAGCUACUCUGUGCGGUCCAGUCGUUCGAGGACGAGAUCGCUUUCCCGCUCUCGCUCCCGGUCCAUGUCAUACUCGUCGUAUUCAAGGUAUAGCCGCAGCAGGAGUCGCUCCCGGUCGGUGAGCAGAGCAAGAAGAAGCUACAGUCGUGACGAUAUUAGAGACAGCAGGUCCAGGUCUCCAAAGGACACCAAAGAGUCGUAGUGUAGUCUAGUUCCUUACUUUCUUGAUCGUUAUCCUUUUAUCUACUCAUUUUCAAAAAAUGGUAUAUUUUUCCAUCCAACAG
Laccaria bicolor S238N-H82 is the source of this 994-nucleotide messenger RNA. RefSeq lists its product as uncharacterized. The transcript is spliced from 2 exons. Lineage: Eukaryota; Fungi; Basidiomycota; Agaricomycetes; Agaricales; Hydnangiaceae. Gene Ontology annotation, molecular function: RNA binding. The coding region runs from base 13 to 912 and encodes 299 amino acids. Gene Ontology annotation, biological process: mRNA splicing, via spliceosome. Gene Ontology annotation, cellular component: cytoplasm; nucleoplasm; ASAP complex. The record is from RefSeq and is a predicted model, not a curated record.